UAUUUUUUAUUUUAUUUAUUGUAUCUGUUUCUCUCAUUAAAAAUCCAUGGACUGCUUGAAUAACACCUCAAAAAUUUCAUUCACUCUUUAUACGAUCCAUUUGCAAAGAAAAUCAGAACCCACGCACUUGCACGCGCCUUUCCUCUUUCUCUCUCUCUCUCUAAGCUACAUCUAUAGAAAAACCGCCUUCCCACUUCAUUCCCUGCCUGUCGUUUUUGUUAUAUCGAAAAAGAAACGAAAAAGAAAAGAAACAAAAAACCUCUCUCUCACUCUCUCUCUCUCUCUCUCGCUGAAUGGGUUGCCGAGGCAUGGAUAUCUGCCAAAUCUAGAGCAACCCAUUUCAUGUUUGUCUGCCAUUUGAAGGAAAAAUUUGCUCCUAGCUCAUUUUGUUUCCUUUAUGUAGUUUAAUCAUUUCCUACAGUAGGGUUGGUCUGUAAGUCCAUUGUUAUCUUUUUUUUAAAAAAUAUAUAUAUAUUUUUUUCUGCGCCAUUUUUUCGCCACUGGCAUUAAUCUAGCGACUCUGUACAAAUCUGGACAAACCCAUUUGAUCAGUGACGGUGGAUGAACCAACAAGCAAGGUUUUUUGUUUGUACUCUUGAUCAUGGAGGGAGAAACAUCAUGGAUUAGCCAUUGCUUUGAUGACAUCACAAGAGAAAUUGGUGAGUUUGAUUCAUUCUCAGAGCUUAGUGAUGAAGGCAAUAAGGAAACUAGUGUAGUUUCUGUGGACUUGAUUCUGCCUGAUGACUUGUUGGAACGGAUCCUAGCCUAUCUUCCCAUAGCUAGCAUUUUCAGAGCAGGUUGUGUUUGCAAAAGAUGGCAUGAGGUUGUCAGUUCAGGGAGGUUUUUGUGGAACUCUGCGCAUGUUCUACCACAAAAACCAUGGUAUUAUAUGUUUACAAGCUCUAAUGAAGCAAUCGGGUAUGCCUAUGAUCCCAUACUUCGAAAGUGGUAUGGAAUUGAACUCCCUUGUAUCCGUGCUCCCAAUUGGUUCAUUGCUUCAUCUCGUGGCUUGGUUUGCUCCAUGGAUAACGACAGUAGAAGUGAGUUAUGCGUCUGCAACCCUAUAACCAAACAGUGGAAGAAGCUUGAGGAGCCACCUGGUUUGAGAUUUUCUGACUACAGUGCACUUGCGAUUUCAACCAACAGGAUGUCUCAUGGUUAUACCAUCUCGAUUGUCAAAUCUAAGCAAGUCCCGGGCAAUUUUUUCCAAUGGGACAUCUCCAUUCAUUUAUAUGAUUCAGAAACAAUGAUAUGGGUGACUUCCUUAGCAGAGGUUUUGACAGGAUGGAGAGCUGGGGACGAGAGUGUGAUAUGUGGUGGGGUUUUGUACUUAUUGAUUUACUCCACUGGCGGUGGGGCACCAGAAAACCGUCAUGGCCUAAUCGCAUACAAUCUCUCUACCCGAUCUUCCCAUGGGUUGUUGAUAAAGAGUUUUGUACCUGUACCAUGCCCUCUUACAUGUGGUCGGUUGAUGAACCUGAAGGAGAAGCUAGUAAUGGUAGGAGGAAUCGGUAAGCCAGAUCGGCCAGACAUAAUCAAGGGGAUUGGUAUCUGGGUUCUAAAUGGGAAGGAAUGGCAAGAGGUUGCUCGCAUGCCCCAUAAGUUUUUCCAAGGAUUUGGAGAGUUAGAUGAUGUUUUUGCUAGCAGUGGUACUGAUGAUCUCAUAUACAUUCAGAGCUACGGAGCUCCAGCUCUACUUACCUUUGACAUGAACCAGAGACAAUGGAAGUGGUCACAGAAAUGCCCAGUGACAAAGAGGUUCCCACUUCAGCUCUUUACUGGUUUUUGUUUUGAGCCCAGACUUGAAGUUGCUCCCUAAUACGAUUCUCCGUGCAUUCAAGUGGUGUCAUUGACAAAGUAUUGCUUUUCCUCCCCUUUUGUCGAAGUUGUUACCUAUUUGUUUCCUUUAUAAUAUGAAAUCAGUGUUUUGAAAUUUUUAUUACAAAAUGUAACUUGCAGCGAAAGCUGCUCAUUCAUGAUUAUGGGAUUCUUAUUCUUUGCAUUUGGAAAUACCA
Messenger RNA from Ziziphus jujuba (common jujube), 2015 nucleotides. RefSeq names its product F-box/kelch-repeat protein At3g61590. Lineage: Eukaryota; Viridiplantae; Streptophyta; Magnoliopsida; Rosales; Rhamnaceae. The record is from RefSeq and is a predicted model, not a curated record. The coding region runs from base 602 to 1819 and encodes 405 amino acids. The transcript has 2 exons. Gene Ontology annotation, molecular function: protein binding.